UGCUUAGAAUAAUGACAGAUUGGUUCGAAUCACUGUAAACAAUCACCCUCGCCAUCCUCCGGAUCCUCCGCAGUUACCCCACAUCGAUGAUCACGCUUGCAGGCGAUUGUUGUUCAGUCAAGUCAUAACAUCGUGAGUGCGAGGAAAUAAUUUCCAUUUUGUGUGCCCAAUAGACUCACUAAAUUACCAAAAAUGCGAUACGCCCAGCUAGUGAUGGGUCCUGCCGGAAGUGGGAAGUCCACAUAUUGCGCCACAAUGCAACGGCAUGGCUACGACGACAAGCGGUUGAUCAAGGUGGUCAAUCUGGAUCCGGCCGCCGAAACGUUCGAGUACCAGCCGUUCAUCGACAUCCGCGAUUUGAUCCAGCUGGACGAUGCCAUGGAGGACGAAGAGCUACACUACGGACCGAAUGGCGGUUUGGUGUUCUGCAUCGAGUAUUUGCUGGAGAACUCCGACUGGCUGAGGAACCAGCUUUGCGGAGUGGGAGAUGACGAGGAUGACGAGGAAGGAGGAGUGGCCGAUGGCGUGGAGGAACCGGACGACGAUUACAUUCUGUUCGAUAUGCCGGGUCAAAUUGAGCUGUACACACAUUUGAAGGCCGGCCAGCAGUUGGCGAAACUGUUGGAAUCGUGGAACUUCCGGUUGUGUUCGGUGUUCUUGGUGGAUUCACAGUUUAUGAUUGAUGGGGCCAAGUUCCUGUCCGGGACGAUGGCGGCGCUAAGUGUGAUGGUCAACAUGGAGCUGCCUCAUGUGAACAUUCUGAGCAAGAUGGAUCUGUUGAGCAAGACCAGCAAGGGGCAGUUGGAUAAGUACUUGGAACCGGAUCCGCAGGCCCUGCUCGGGGAAGUUACAAGCGAGUCUUCGUGGGGGCGAAAGUAUAGGAAGCUCUCCGAGACAAUAGGACUGCUAAUCGAGGACUUUAGCUUGGUACGGUUUACUCCUUUGAACAUCAACGAUGAGGAGAAUAUAGCCGAUUUGCUACUGAUGAUCGACAAUGUCAUACAAUAUGGAGAAGAUGCCGACGUAAAGACGACCGAUUUCGAUCCUCCGGAACCGGAGGACGAUGACGAUGUAGAUAAAUAUUAUCAUGAUUAGGGAAUAAAGCUAGUUUUAUAAUACAUUAA
Aedes aegypti (yellow fever mosquito) is the source of this 1124-nucleotide messenger RNA. Its product is annotated as GPN-loop GTPase 3. The record is from RefSeq and is a predicted model, not a curated record. Lineage: Eukaryota; Metazoa; Arthropoda; Insecta; Diptera; Culicidae. The transcript has 2 exons. Gene Ontology annotation, molecular function: GTPase activity. Bases 193 to 1095 code for a protein of 300 amino acids.